Messenger RNA from Tilletiopsis washingtonensis, 2610 nucleotides. Its product is annotated as kinase-like protein. The coding region runs from base 1 to 2610 and encodes 869 amino acids. The transcript has 7 exons. Gene Ontology annotation, molecular function: ATP binding; protein kinase activity. The record is from RefSeq and is a predicted model, not a curated record. Gene Ontology annotation, biological process: protein phosphorylation. NCBI's taxonomy places the organism in Eukaryota, Fungi, Basidiomycota, Exobasidiomycetes, Entylomatales.
AUGUACUUCCACUCUGCCCUCCGCGCUCCCGCCUCGUCGCCGUUGCGCGAGGCGUUUCCGCCACCGGGCCUGCGCGCAAGCCAGCCCGACGCCGCGGUGUCGUGGGCCUCCUCAAGUACCGGCCGGCCUCGGCAGCUCGACUUCGCUCCGAACCAGCUCAAUCCACCCUCUCACCGUCCCUACCCCUCGCCUCUAAUCUCUCCCAUACGCCAGGCCGUCGCCGCCGAAGACCAGGCCAUGUCGUCGUCUCUCUGCAGCAAUCCGUCUGAGUCAUCGUCGUCCAUCGUACCGCACAGCACGCCGCCCACCAGCGCGGCAGACACGACAUCGCCGAGCAGCCGGCGUCUCGAGCUUGGAGCGGUGGCGCCCGCCAGCGGGCCGCCAUCGCCGGCCAAGCUCACGUCUGCAAAGGCAGCAGUCGAUCCGAAGCGCGCACCGCAGCCUGCAGCGCUGGACCGGCUGAACCUGCCGAUCCCACCGACGUCUCUCGCAUUCGUGCUGCCUGGCGAGAGCGGCGCCGAGGCGCCCACCAUGCAGCGCUACACGCGCAAGGGCUCGCCGUUUGAUGCUCGAGCGGCGACCAUUGGAACUGGCGCCUUUGGAUGCGCGCUUCGCUAUGAGCGCGGCGACGUCUUCGUCGCAUCAAUGCCAAACGGGUCGCCGGACACGCCCGUCGCGGCGGCGCACGCCGACGCACAGGCCGCCUCUGCGCAUGACGCCUCGGUGCCCAGCGGCACAAGCUCCGCCAUGGAGCGCGAGCCCGUCGAAAACCUGGCCGAAGCCUCGCAAGAGGAGGCCGCGCAGCUGCUCAAGCGCAAGACGAGCUCCAAGAGCCUCAGCACGGCCGUCGCGAGACGUGCUCUGCAAGAGGCUGUGGAGCACGACGCCGUAGCCAGUGUUGCGCGCGCGCGCUCCGUCAACUCAUCGCCGGCCGGCAACUCAGUGCCGCUCCCGAACACUGCCGCUGCGCGCAGCCGUCUGCCGGCCGUCAUCGUCGUCAAGGUCUGCCGCACGCCAACGUCUGGCUCCUACGAUGAGUUCCCGCGUUGCGGACCCGGCCGUGCCGAGGCCAAGGCUGCCGACGUGCUUCUGUCGAGCGGCCGCUACAUCGACCCCGACCAGAAGCACACGCGCAUCGUGCGCGGCGAGCUGCGCAUGUUCAAGUUCCUGCAGGCCGCCGCGGCCGCCGAGGGCCUCAGUCAGCGACACACGCACCUCGUGCGCCUCAUCGCCGACGUGUCCAUGACGCAGAGCUGCGAGCUGGCCAAGCUGUGCGGCGACAUCGACAGCGCAGAGGCAACCAUGGCAGCGACGCCGCAGCCGAUGGCUGGCGGCCCGCCGCUGCCGCGCCUGCUCGUCUUCGAGCGCCUCGUUGACCUCGAUGUGAUGCUCACACCGCGCGGCUGGGUCAAGAACCGUGGGCUGUGGACCGUCGAGCAGGUCGAGGGCGUGGCGCGCGAAGUCGCAGCCGGUCUGAAGUUCUUGCACGCUCACUGCCUGGUGCACGGUGACCUCAAGCCGGCGAAUCUCAUGCGCUGCGCCAAGACCGGCGUCGUCAAGCUCAUCGACCUUGGUGCUACGCGGCGAUGGAUCCGCCUGCCCGUCACGGCGAAGGAGUCUUCCACCAUCGUCGAGGAGGUCGACGCGCUGAUCAAGGACGGCCGUCUGUCGCUCAGCGACUAUACGUCCGACCUCGUCUGCGAAGGACUCGGCUCGCUCACCGGCUCGCCUCACUUCAUGGCGCCCGAGGUCCUGCUGCAGGCCGGCCGCUACCUCUCCGCCGACGGCUACGCGCGAUCGGUGCUCGACGACUACGUCUCGAACAGCACUUGGGUGCCAGAUGUGCCGUCUGCCCGCUGGAUCGCUCAGUGCCACGAAGACUUCAAGCGUGGCUGGGGCAUCAAGUCCGACGUCUGGUCCUGGGGCUGCUGCGUCCUAGCUCUCCUGCUCCGCACGCUUCCCGCGCCGCAGAGACCGAGCUCGAGCACCGUCUGCCCGUUCAACUUCUCCUUCGACGAGAGUAUGGACGACGCGCUUGAGCCUCUCUGGCCUCUCGAUCCGUCGGAGGAGACGCUGCCGCGCUUCCACCUCUGGGCACGCCUGUUCCCACUCCGCAUCAUGGAUACGCUCAAGGAGGGCGUCGAGCUGCCGAUUUGGGCCGACGAGCUCUCGGCGCCGGUCGCCGAGAUGGUCAGUGCAGCCAUGCGCCACCAAGACGAGCGUCCGAGUGCCGCCGCGAUCUUCAAGGCCCUCAAUCGGCCGCCGCCUCUGGACCAGCUGAGCGUCCGCGACAACGCGUCGAUCUUCUCGAGCAACCUGCCUUCGCCGGCUGGCUCGACGUUCUCUACGGCCAAUUCAAGCCAGGUCGAUCUCACGUCUCACGCGAGUGCGGCAAGCUCGAUGUUCGUCAAGCGUCUGGUCACCCUUCGCGGGCCCGAGGCCCCGCCGCUUCCCUCUGUGCCGCCAGAGGUGGCGCAGGACAAGCGCGUCAGCGAGCCAGUCGAGAUCAAGGCUCCGGCGGUCAAGUCGCGUUCCGACACGCUCACGCACCGCAACACCGAGCGACGGCCGUGCAAGCCCUGCGCCGCCUCUCGCAGCGAUCAUCGAUGA